This is a messenger RNA of Cucurbita pepo subsp. pepo (vegetable marrow), 1524 nucleotides long. RefSeq names its product chorismate synthase, chloroplastic. The record is from RefSeq and is a predicted model, not a curated record. Gene Ontology annotation, cellular component: cytosol. Gene Ontology annotation, molecular function: chorismate synthase activity; FMN binding. NCBI's taxonomy places the organism in Eukaryota, Viridiplantae, Streptophyta, Magnoliopsida, Cucurbitales, Cucurbitaceae. Gene Ontology annotation, biological process: aromatic amino acid biosynthetic process; chorismate biosynthetic process.
GCCACAAACAGAGCCAGUGAGAGAUCGAGGGGGUAGGUAAGGCGGGUGGGUGGGUACUAAUUUUCUAUUACUUCAACGAUUUUCCCACGAAAUUGGUGCUUUACAAAUCUCAUUUCCGCCGUUUUGUGAACCAUUUAUCUGCUUCUCCCAUGGCUUCCUCUCUUUCGUCUAAUCCAUUUCUGGGUUCUUCCCGAACCGAAGGCUUCUCUAGAUUCAGCUCUCUCUCAACUGAUAUCUCUAAGCUUUCGUUUUCCGCCGCCAAAAUCUCUGUUGGGCCCCGAAAUGCGAAGAAUCUGCAGAUAAAAGCUGCUGGUAGUACAUUUGGAAAUUACUUUCGUGUUACAACCUAUGGAGAAUCUCAUGGAGGUGGAGUUGGUUGUGUGAUUGAUGGAUGUCCUCCACGCCGCCCGAUUUCAGAAGCUGAUUUGCAAGUGGAGCUUGACAGAAGGAGACCAGGUCAGAGUAGAAUCACCACACCAAGAAAAGAGACCGAUACAUGUCGGAUACUUUCAGGAGUUGUUAAUGGAGUUACUACUGGAACACCAAUUCAUGUAUUUGUACCGAAUACCGAUCAGAGAGGACACGAUUAUAGUGAAAUGUCAGUAGCCUAUAGGCCAUCUCAUGCCGAUGCCACUUAUGAUAUGAAAUAUGGAAUUCGUGUUGUUGAGGGUGGUGGCAGAUCUUCAGCCAGGGAAACCAUUGGGAGAGUUGCUGCUGGAGCUGUAGCAAAGAAAAUUCUGAAGGAGCUAGCAGGAACUGAGGUACUUGCAUAUGUAUCUCAAGUCUACAAGGUUGUGCUGCCCGAGGGUGUCGUUGAUCACGAAACUUUGUCGAUGGAGAAGAUUGAGAGCAACAUAGUCAGGUGCCCGGACCCCGAGAUUGCUGAGAAAAUGAUUGCUGCUAUCGAUGAUGUUCGUUUGAAGGGGGAAUCAAUUGGUGGUGUUGUCACAUGCAUUGUGAAGAACUGUCCACCUGGGCUUGGUUCACCUGUGUUUGACAAACUUGAAGCUGAGCUUGCUAAAGCUGUUCUAUCAUUACCUGCAUCGAAGGGCUUCGAGAUCGGCAGUGGAUUCGGAGGUACAUUUUUAACUGGCAGCGAACAUAACGAUCCGUUCUAUUUAGAUGAAAAUGGAAGAAUUAGAACAGUUACGAACCGCUCGGGUGGAAUACAGGGAGGUAUAUCUAAUGGAGAAAUCAUAACCAUGAGGGUAGCUUUCAAGCCAACAGCUACCAUUGGGAAAAAGCAGAGUACAGUGACCAGAGAUAAGAAAGAGGUCGAGCUGAUUACUCGUGGUCGUCAUGACCCUUGUGUCGUCCCAAGAGCUGUACCAAUGGUUGAAGCUAUGGUAGCUCUAGUUCUUGUGGACCAGCUGAUGGCACAACAUGGACAAUGCAAUCUGUUCCCUAUCAACCCAGAUUUGCAGUCACCGAUCGAACCAAAGCGCGAGGCUUCGAACACGCCUGUUUAAACAAAAGGUAUUGUAACAUAACCGAUCUUGGGGUAAAGUAAGUUCAAUUUGCUGA